CUCCGUUUCACCUUCGUCAGCCAGGAUUUUAUUUGUCUAAAUAUUCAAUCUUCCAAUUCCAAGUUUAAAAGAGUAACCAAAAGAGAAGAAAUCAAGGCUUUCAAAUUUCAAUCACAUUGUUGCAGUGCAAAAAUGGCAUCCCACGAUCAGUCCUUCAGAGCUGGUGAGGCCACUGGCCGAGCCGAGGAGAAGGGUAACCAGGUGACUGACACCAUGAGGGAGAAGGGCAGAGAAGUGACGGACAGGACCUCAGAGACAGCUGAACAGACCAAGCAGAAAACAGCAGAAACCGCAGAGGCAACUAAGGAGAAGGCUUAUGAAGGGAAGGAGAAGACCAAGGGGGUCCUCCAGCAAACUGGGGAGAAAGUGAAGCACGCUGCUCAGAGUGCUGCUGAAACUGUAAAGAGUACGCUUGGGACGGGUCAACAUCACGAUGAUGAGAAUAAGAACCAUACUGGUGGUUAUGAGCAAACUACUACUAACAUGGAAUCCGAGUAUUAGCUAGCCUGGCUUGACACACCAACCAAUGGAAGGUUUCAGCUAGUUUCAUAGGUUUAUUAGAGACUUCGUUUUUCUUUGUUUUAAGUAGUCCUGUCACCACCAUGGCUCUAUAUGUGUAUAUGUUGGUGUGUUCUGGGACUUUCUAUGAUUAGUUUUAGCAUUUUACGAGGGAGGUCCAGAAAUAAAAGGGUGUAGUGUCUGGGGCAGCUUCUUAUGAGUUGCUGCCAUUGUAAUUUUUUAUGCAACUUUGUUACGCAAAUAAUGUGCCUAUAAAAAUGUUACUAUUAAUA
This is a messenger RNA of Hevea brasiliensis (rubber tree), 791 nucleotides long. Its product is annotated as late embryogenesis abundant protein D-7-like. The record is from RefSeq and is a predicted model, not a curated record. The transcript has 2 exons. NCBI's taxonomy places the organism in Eukaryota, Viridiplantae, Streptophyta, Magnoliopsida, Malpighiales, Euphorbiaceae. Bases 133 to 501 code for a protein of 122 amino acids.